Messenger RNA from Scaptodrosophila lebanonensis, 2402 nucleotides. RefSeq names its product homeobox protein 5 (gene mdu). The record is from RefSeq and is a predicted model, not a curated record. The transcript is spliced from 6 exons. NCBI's taxonomy places the organism in Eukaryota, Metazoa, Arthropoda, Insecta, Diptera, Drosophilidae. Bases 210 to 1748 code for a protein of 512 amino acids.
UUUUGGUAACGCAGCGUGUUAGUCGUGUUGCUUUUAAAACGUCUCGAUAUACUCACUCAGCUUCUGUCACUCGCGACCUGUUGUUGGCCAAAACGCGCGCGCGCAACUAAACGACACGGGCUAAUAGCGCUGAACAAGAAGAAACAAAUUAUACUAUAACGACGACAGCAACAACAAUUAGUGCAUCCAGAACACACAAAACGAUCAGCAUGCAACAGAAGGCCGAAGAGAAAAUCGAUCCCUUGACACGCAUUCAAGAGGAAAUUAAGGAAGUCGUGCGACGCGAGGAGGAAUAUCGCCAGCUGGCCACGGAGCAUUCCAACACGACCGCAUCAACAACAACAACAACAACAACAGCAGCAGCAGUAACACCAAUGCAGCUACCCAUGCUGAAAGUCGAUCCCUUGUCACGCAUACAGCAGGAAAUCAAGGAGGUGGAGCGACGCGAGGAGGAGUACCGUCAGCUGGCAACGUCGAGCGCAACCCCGCCACCCAUACAGGUCGAGUUCGAGAGCUACAACGGCAAUGUGGAGCGGGCCAACAACAAUGCUAACGAGUCGGACGAGACCGAUCAGGGAGUGUUGGUCACUGCUCAGCCGGCGGCCAUACAGAGCACAACGUUGGAUGCGCUGCUCGUACCCGUCGAUCGCUCGCCGUCCAAUACGCCCUCGUUGACCUCUAGCGUGAAUAGCAACAAGGAGGAGAGUCUCGACGAGCAUCAUUCGGACGAUUCUGGCAUAUCGGCCUCCUCGCUGAGCAUCAAGAUUAACAUCAACAACAACAACAACAACGGAAUUGUUAAGCCCAAGUACAACAACAACAACAACAUCAGCAGUGCAAUACUCCGCGAACAACGCUAUAUUGGUCCCAAUUGCUAUAACCUGACGCCGGAACCGCCGCAACAAAAGAUGAUGACUCGCACCAUAUCCACGCCCCAACUACAUGGCUUGCAGCAAAGGCGCCAGUUUGCCUUCAAUGGCUCCACCAAGGGUGUCAUGCAGCGUUUCAUUGCCUCGCAUGGAAAGAUGACCCUGGGCUCUGGUUCGGGCCUGAGCCCAUCUCUGAGUCCCAUGGUAUUAAGCAAUGGGCGCGUCUCUCCACUGUCUCCAGCUGGUAAUGGCCAGAUUCCGCCACUGAAGCUAAACACUCGCACGGCCUUGGCCUUUCUGGAGAACGGAGGAGGCGGCGGUGGCAGCUCCGGCGGUGGUACACCCGGGGCCAUGCUUACAAACACUCUGUCGCCGGCGGCCAUUGAGCGCGACUCAGAGGGUAGGCCGCUGCGUCGUGGCUACGUGCCCGUCGAACAGAAAAUUCAACGCGAGCUGCAGGAUCUGAAAUCGCGUGAAACGGAGCUGAAGCGCUUACGCAAGCUCAACAGGCAGAAUACCUUAAAGCAGUCAUUGGACAAGCUACAACUGAGCACCGACGAUGAGGCUGAUGCUGGUGAUGGUGACGAUGACGAGGAUUCUGAAGUGGAGCACUGUUAUGGCCCGGGAAAAUUACGCAACGCACAGUCGACUCUGGAGCUGGAUAGCAACGACUUGGAGCUGGCCUACAAGACGUCGGGCAAUCGCAGCCUAAACAUCAAUGCCCAGAGCCCGUCCGCUGGAAUGCGACCGGCCAUGUCGCUGGCUCAACUGUGUGACCUUACGCCCGAGGAGGCUCCUUCUUCACAUCGCCUGAUUGCGCAGUGGGAGAGUCUGAUAAAGAAGAACGCCGAGGGGUCUAUUAUCGAGGCGGCUAUUUAAAACGCUGCGACUAAGCGCAGAACACACCAAAUUAUUAUUAUAAUGCCUACCUUUACUUAUACAUAUACAUAUUUUAUAACGCAAGCUGUCCCUUGUCCUACUUUCGUUUGUUUAUUUUUGUUUUCUUUUUUUUUUUUGCUUGAUAUAUAAUUGUAAGUUUUGAGUUCCCCGGAGUGGGUCGCGUUAGUCAACAGCAAAGAAGAAUCGAGAUGUAAGAGGGAACAGCAGCUAGAAUGGGAUACGAGUGGAGAGAAGUAUUAAAUGUUCCGAGAUCGAGUGAAGGAUAUGUCAGACCUUGUGCUGAUAUUGACCCACAAAUGUAUAAAAUACAUACAAUCUAUCCAAUCAUUUUUUUAUACACCCUGUUAGAGCUUAAGUAACAUCAACGAAUUAUUCUUAAACGAAACGAACAUUUUGCAUGUACUUAAAAAAUAUUUUCUGCAAUAUUUUUCUCUUUUUUUUUGUGUGAUUAAUAUGUGUCUCUGUACUAUAAAAUGUUGAAAUCUGUUGUAUAUAAAGUUGUCCAUUUUUAAGUGCAGGAGCCUGGACAUCUUGCACCAUAAUUUAUUGAAAUCAACUAUAAAUAUACGUUCUACAUACGAUAUACGAUGCUACCAAUAUGGGAAAAUAAAAACAUUUCAUGAAAAUGACAAA